Molecule: messenger RNA, 2830 nt
Organism: Hylaeus anthracinus
Lineage: Eukaryota; Metazoa; Arthropoda; Insecta; Hymenoptera; Colletidae
Exons: 16
Coding region: 124-2589 (821 amino acids)
Source: RefSeq, a predicted model, not a curated record
UAGCCAUGAUAGGUUUCAGUAUAUCUUCAGAUAGGUGUGGUGUUGUACUUUGCUAUAUGGAACUAAAGGGAUAUCAUUCACUCUGUCUUAAAAGCAUCGGGGUAUCAAGUACUAUCUGCUGAAAUGGCAAAGCUUUUUUGUUUUCUCGCCUUCGUUACGUUAGCUGUACACGCGCAAGAAAAUGCGGUUCAUAAUCUUUCGCCGUCCCUUCGGGAAUGUUACGUGAACAAGUACCUUUCACAAAGAGAUAACAGAUUACCGCAUACUUUGAAUACAUUCCUCGCAAUUUUACGUAAAAUUGAAAACACGGAAGGCCUUAAUAUGGAUCUGAGAAGUUUAUCUGUUGCGCUCUUACACCGUUUCCGGCAGGAUGGAAUUGUACCAAAUCCUCUUAUUCCCCCACAAGAUGGAGUAUCACCGUACGCUCCAAUUGGCAACCAAUUUUACCGGCAUGCUCACACCCUUCGUUUCAUACAAGGAAAUGCUCUUCUCUUUCCUAACAAUAGUAUCACAGCCAUUGAAAGGUGUACCUUACACUUCAUGAUGUCGAGUAGUAUUGAAAUUUAUGAAAGAGGAGACGAAGGAAAGGUUUGUAAGUACGCAGACACAUACAGAUAUGCAAGAGACGUUGGUAGCGAUGAUGAUGGGAACGUUAAAGGUGCCAACAGCGACGUAGAAACGUUGUCGUCCGAUGAAAUAAGGACGAUGACUAAUAAGAAAGAUGGAGACGAUCAAGCUACGCUUGAUCCAAAUUCGUUAUACCCGGAAUAUCCACCUAACCAUCCAGACUUUGCACGGUUACUUUCUCUACCUAGGAGUAAAUGUCCUGUAGAAAAUGGUGUUAUAAAAACUCCAUGGGGUGUUGUUUCACCUGGUCUGGUCCUUGCUGGAAUUGCUGCUGCAACGCAACCACAAACUUUCUCUCUUCAAGACGUUCAGACUAACAUAUCAGACAAGACUUUAGACUUAUCAUCAUUAACUAUGGACACUAAAUGGAUCGUCACUUUAGCUGGAGACUUAGCAGAAGCAGCUUUAGUACAAGGCCCUUUAGGGAAGAAAAUUCAUAUCGGAGCAACUGGUAAUUGGAACUCUACUGCUUUACCGCGAUGGUAUUUCUUAAAUGCCAAUGAAAAAUUGGAAAUGACAACGGCAGAAAUCAGGGGAGAUUUAGAUGGUUUAAUUUUGGCUUAUGAAGUUAACAAAUGGUAUUCCCAAGUACCUAGUUUGAGACUUUCACAGAUAUUUGAUAUGUAUUAUAGCAAACAAGGAUUCUUUGAUUCCUCGAUUAGAGCGUGCGAUCGAAGAACAUUAUUUACGGCUGUUGCCCCCAAUGAUACGAUGACUAGACAGGCAUACAUUGCUUCUUUAUUAAUGAGUUCGGAACUAGUAAAGGCAACUCUAGCACCUGAAAUAAUACAAACCUAUGCAGUGAAAGCAGUAAAUGAAUUAGUAACAUAUGUGCCUACGUCAAUGAAUAAGGAUCUUUCAUGCGCGGAUACAGACAAAUUUUAUGAUUUCAAUCCAAAGUCUGUUGAUUUGACCAUCAUUCUGGAUACAAACUGCCCAUUCUCUACGAUACAGCCCAUUCUGGCGAAAUUGUUAGAGAAUAUAGACUUAAAUCCAUACAACAGCAAUUUCACGUUAAUAAACGGCAACAAUGGAGUUCCAAUUAUCAACAGUACUUCUAACAUCUUAGAAUUCAACGCGUACAAUUCGUCGCAAUACGAAAACAUUACCUAUGGUUUUGAUUUACCCAAAUCGAUUGACGCAUUAUAUUUGCGUUUAAUGGACUUGCUAGACAAUGAACGCGAUCGAGGUGUUGGUGGUGCAAGAUCUAAUGUUGUUUUGAUUAUUCCAUAUAUGUCGACUAUCUCUAACACUGACAAAGACUAUAGCUUGAAACAAAUAUUACGAAUCCGAGAGAAAGCUCCAGAUACAACGCUACUUAUUAUGGCAUAUGGUUCAAAAGAUACGUGGUCUGCUUUGACACAGGUUCCAUCAACGGAUAUGUUCUCUAUUGGUAUUGGCGACACAGAGGAAGCUUUGACUUCGAUAACCACUGUAGUUUCAAGGAUAAAGCAAGUUCCUAAGCGCUUGAUCAACACCCAGUGUGGAUCAAAUUAUGCUACAAUUGGAUCUUCAAAUUCAUACGUGGAUUACGUCUCACCAAACGGCACUAAUUUCCAUAGAUUGCAUCCUAAUUACUUUUUUAGGACUCAAGACUUUGCAAUUAUAAAAAUCCAAUCUUCAAAUUCAAAUAGGCUAACUGUAUGCUCAUCGCGGGUACCAAUAUACGCGAAUUCAACGGUUCCAUCCGAAUCAUGCGUAUCGAUAACCAGCGAGACACACGCUAUUUCAGUUAAUUGUGCUAACGCUACUAUGAUUCACGAAUGCCCCCCGCUUUAUAUAUCGGUGACCUCUAACUCCACAGAUGUCACAUAUCAAUGCACAGAUCCUCGAGUAUGCAGAUAUCCCUAUCAAAUAAAGUAUACGGUAUCCUACGAAAAUCUACUAUGUACUAGUGGUACAAACACGAUACUGAAUUCUCUUAUUCUAAUCGUACUUACAAUUUUCGUUAAUCUAUAUUAAGUAGUAACAACUAUUAUAUAGAUUCAUGAAUAAGUUAAUCAUCUAACAUUUUUUUUCUUAAGAUAUCGUAUAGUCAUGAUUGAAUUUUACAUUAAGUGUGUUCAUAUUUGAAUAACGACGUGACGACAAAUUAUUGUAAAAUGUAUAUUGCUAUCGAUUAAGUAGCUUGACCGAGCACUCAGUCUCUAUGAAUAGGCCAGUCUCAUUCGUGGAACGUAUGAAUCUUUUUACCCCUAACUUU